This is a messenger RNA of Paraglomus brasilianum, 1230 nucleotides long. The record is from the annotation of a GenBank genome assembly. NCBI's taxonomy places the organism in Eukaryota, Fungi, Glomeromycota, Glomeromycetes, Paraglomerales, Paraglomeraceae.
AUGGGACCUCCAAAGGCUUGGUUCAAACUCGUUGAUCCUGAGAGUGCUUGGAGUCAAGUUCCUUUGACAGAAGUUGAAAACGUAGAUGACCUAAAAAAAGCGAUCAAAAAGGAGAGAGAAAAUGCUCUGAAAGAUCAUGACGCUGCUGAUCUCACUCUCAAAGCCACAAACAAGGUCGAAGAUGUUGAUGUUAAUCAAGCAAGAGAACUGGAUGCACGACAAGACCUGGCAUCCAUCCUCAAGGACUUCAAAGCGGCAGUACCGGAUGACGUUACUUUAAUGCAAAAGUCCUUCGCCGAAAACAUCCGGCUUUUUGUCUUUGCUCCUGUUGAAGUUGCAAAGAGAAAAGCAGAGGAGCUAGUUCUUGCUUCCGUGAAAAGAGCUAAAAAAUGGCAUGUGAACAGUACCAUUUAUCCAGAGAUUCGCCCUUUCUGCUAUUAUGCAGAGCAAAAGAUGCAGAACCAAGAAUUGAUUGAACAUAUUCUUGAAGGCCAGUACAUACGAUUGUAUGGACCACGAGCCUCUGGGAAAUCUUCCCGUGUGUGGGAAGCAAUGGAACAGCUUGAAUCUCAAGGUUACCAGUGCCUCUACACAACACUUGAGGAUGCAAAUGUCCGCAAUGAGGAGUCCUAUUGGAAGUCACUUAAUGAUGGUUUUGGAGAUGAAGCUUGUCUUCCAGUCACCAUCACUGACCCUCAGAGCUUUCGCAAAGCAUUUAGUCCAGCAAGCAAGAGGUGGAAUUUACCUGUGAUCAUUUUUAUUGAUGAAUUUGACAAGCUCCAUGAUAAGGAUUCAGCAGAUGCCUGCUCUUCAGCCUUGUCUUCAAUUCGUGCAGUGAGGAACGACAGAGGCAAAACUGUCAUACACUCUAUAAUCUCGAUCGGUACAUUUGCUAUUCUUGAGCUGGACCAAACAAAACAAUCACUAUCACCUUUCAACAUUACUGAAAACUUUAAAGGUACGAGCCUUACAGCAAAGCAAGUUGAGGAUCUCUUCAAGGAAUAUUCCAAGACAGAAAACAUAACUAUCGAUCCUAUGGUUAUUGAGGACAUUUGUGCACUUACCAAUGGGCACGCAGGCCUUGUUUCCCUUUGUGGCCGUGCAAUCCAUCGCUUCCUUUACCCUGAAACUGACCCAAAGAUGAGGGUGCUCAGUUUUGAUACAUGGCAGAAGUUUACUGUUACAAAACUGCAAGAUGUUAUUACGGAGUAUCCUACAUUCAGCAAAAUG